GCAUCAAUUAGGAUUCCAGGAAUUCAAAUAGCAAGCAUGAAGUAUAUCUUUGCUCCACCUGCCAACAAGGGUCUUCAGCAACUCAACCAUGCCUUGUUUGAAUCCAGUCAUACACUUCCUGCUUUGAAAAUCCCUGCCCACGCAUCUGGAAUUGCCAUGGAAACACUUCGUAGCCAUAUUCUUGUAGCUCCUCGACUUCGCACUAUUGUAGAUGAUCCAACUGACAAAAAAUGGAGAUUAUUGCUACUUGAUCCAUCAAUGGAAGCAUCAGAAAUUAAUGAUCUUCCUAAUCCUCUUAAAGAAUUUGCGUUGAAGCAUGAGGCUAAACUUGUUAAACAUACGAUCGAGCUUAAAUACGAUUAUUGGACUUCAGAUCAAGUUUUAAGAUCGAUUUUGCCGGAUGAGAUGGAAACUCCGGGUGCAUUUGAAACUGUCGGUCACAUUGCUCAUCUUAAUCUGAGAGAUCGAUACCAACCAUUUAAGCAUAUCAUUGGACAAGUCAUUUUAGAUAAAUCGUCUCAUAUCAAAACUGUAGUGAACAAAUUAGACAACAUUGACCACACCUUUCGCUUUUUCCAAAUGGAAAUUCUUGCUGGUAUUAAUGAUAUGAAUGCCAAACUUAAAGAGGGAGGAUGUUUUUUUCAUUUUGACUUUUCCAAGGUAUAUUGGAAUUCUAGAUUACAAGGAGAGCACGAUCGAAUCAUUAAAUUGUUUGGUCAGAACGAUCUGAUAUGUGAUGUAUUUGCUGGAGUUGGUCCAUUUGCAUUACCGGCUGCUAAACACAAACGGUGUGUAGUAUUUGCCAACGAUUUGAAUCCUCAAUCGUUCAAAUAUUUGAUGGAAAACAUCAAACUCAACAAGCUUGAAACUCGAAUACUGCCAUUCAACAUGGAUGGACGCCAAUUCAUCAAACAGUCGCUAGAGGAUCUAAAUAAUCCAGCGAUCUGGAAUAAGAUUACCAAGCAAAAACCGACAAGCAAUGACAAGAAGCGUAAUAGAAAGGUCGAAUCGCCAACAGUUGCUCCUUUGACUGAUCAGCCCGCAAUAAGUGGUAUACGGCACUUUAAGCACUAUGUAAUGAAUCUACCUGCAACUGCUAUCGAGUUUCUAGAUGCGUUUCACGGUCUGUAUAGUGGCAUGCGUGAUGUAAUUAUGGACUCCGACUUGCCCACGAUUCACUGCCAUUGCUUUUCCAAUGCCAAAGACGUCAAGGCAGACGUGAUUGAGCGGGUAGAACGAGUGAUUGGAAUGCCGCUUGGAUCCAAUCUGAUCAUGGUCCAUAGUGUUCGAACUGUAGCACCAAAUAAGGACAUGCUAUGUAUUUCCUUUCGACUCCCAUCUGCCCUUGCAUUUGCCGAACCCAAAAUCCUUGGGAAAAGAAAAGGCUUAGAGACUGAGGAAAACUUGGUUUCUCAAUCUGAUGUUUCUAAAUCUAGUGACAAUAUACUAGAGAAAGAUACAUAGAAUACUGUAAUACAAUAUAUUAAAAGCA
This is a messenger RNA of Batrachochytrium dendrobatidis JAM81, 1492 nucleotides long. RefSeq names its product tRNA (guanine) methyltransferase. Gene Ontology annotation, cellular component: mitochondrial matrix; cytoplasm. Gene Ontology annotation, molecular function: tRNA (guanine(37)-N1)-methyltransferase activity. Lineage: Eukaryota; Fungi; Chytridiomycota; Chytridiomycetes; Rhizophydiales. Gene Ontology annotation, biological process: mitochondrial tRNA methylation; tRNA N1-guanine methylation. The record is from RefSeq and is a predicted model, not a curated record. Bases 37 to 1464 code for a protein of 475 amino acids. The transcript is spliced from 10 exons.